Pseudoliparis swirei is the source of this 1458-nucleotide messenger RNA. RefSeq names its product solute carrier family 66 member 3 (gene slc66a3). The transcript has 7 exons. Bases 389 to 1009 code for a protein of 206 amino acids. The record is from RefSeq and is a predicted model, not a curated record. Lineage: Eukaryota; Metazoa; Chordata; Actinopteri; Perciformes; Liparidae.
CUUUGCUGUGUCGUGUAAGCCAAUCAGCUUUCAGCAGAAGUGAGUAACGAAAUCGAAUAGAACGGUAAAAGGAAACGAAGAGCUGUUGCCUUCAAAAUAAAAGCCCACUUCGCAAUAGAAAGACUUUGGUUGCUUUUGAGUCUUGCCAUACAUCCAAAUAUCCAUCUUUUCUUUUGCUUUUAGAUUUAGUUUUUACGACAUUAAAUAUGACUAUAGUACUAUAAAAGAAGAAAAAAGACUCGACUUUCACUUGAAAAUAACCAAACGGAAGUCCCUCUCUAAAUGCAUCAGCGGUGACAGCAGCAUCUGGCCGUCACUUUCUAGAAGCUAAAUCUUCUGAAAUCUAACAAUCUGAAGCUCGUAUCUGGUGAUUUUCCGUCUCCACGCGAUGUCGUCCGACGCGCUGCUGCACGCGGCCAACUUCAGCACGCUGUUCGUGUGCAUGGUGCUCAAAUUCCCUCAGAUUUUUGCUCUGAUGCGGGCGAAGUCCACGGCUGGAGUCAGCCUCAACAGCCUUCUCCUGGAGAUGAUCGGGUUCAUCGUUUUUGUCACUUACCAGAUGUACUAUGACUACCCGCCUCCGACCUACCUGGAAUAUCCGAUCCUCAUUGCUCAAGACGCCAUCCUCCUGCUCCUGAUGCUCCACUACAACGGCAGCCUGCGGCACAGCCUCAUCUACGCCGCGCUGUUUGUCGGCGGCUGGAGGCUCCUCACCGUGGAGAAGUGGAUCGUAGACUUGGCUAUGAGCCUGUGCACGUUCAUCAGCGCCGCCAGUAAGUUGGCCCAGCUGCAGUGCCUGUGGAGGUCAAAGGACGCCGGGCAGGUCAGCGCCCUCUCCUGGGCCAUGGGCACCUACACAUGUGCGGCGCGGAUUUACACGACCACGGUGACGACCGGAGACACGCUGGUUCUGAUGCGCUUCAUCGCCAUGACGCUGCUCAACCUGUGGGUGCUGCUCACCGUGCUCUACUACCAGAGGCACGGCAGCCGGGCCAAGAAGGAGGACUAGGACCAAGAAAGAGGACUAGGUCUAAGAAAGAGGACUAGGUCCAAGAAAGAGGACUAGGUCCAAGAAAGAGGACUAGGUCCAGGAGGGAGGACUAGGUCUAAGAAAGAGGACUAGGUCCAAGAAAGAGGACUAGGUCCAAGAAAGAGGACUAGGCUUCAAGGGCCCGAUCCUGGAGACCUGCGGGGACUGACGAGUACCAACGGUUAUGCAAGCAGCUUUUAUAAUACUGACCCAUAACAAUUUUUAAAAAUUAAGGAAGUGUUAUUACCUCUGUAUCGAACCCACAUCUUUUUUUAAAAAGUUUUUAUAACACUAGUGGCUUAAACUAUGCCACAACGUGGAGCGAGAGCAAAGAUCAAAGCAUUGUCAUACUGUGUGAUUAAAUGUGUUUCCUACAUCUUCCUAAAACCUCCUUUUCUGAACUUUUAAUAAAACAUUCUAGCUUCUUA